UCUUUAUCACCAUACGUUCAUAAUGGUUUCAACAAACACCUCAGAUUUCUUAUCGAAUCUUCAUGAUUCCCUUUUGGUUACGAUAAUCUCGUUGUUACCGUUCAAAGAAUCAGUACGAACGAGUGUUCUUUCAAAGAGAUGGAGAAAUCUUUGUCGUGAGACAACAAGUCUUGUCUUCAAAGAGUCUGAAUUUGCAAAACCCACUCGUCGUGAUAGCGCUUUCUUGGUUGGUGUUAUGCUUGACUGGGUCUCAAAGUUUACUGGCAAAGUUAUCGAAAACUUUGAGAUUCAUCUCUUCCUGCCCACGGGUUUCGAGAGAGAUCUAAUGUCUCUCAUCGAGUUCGCCACCUCCCGACAAGUCAAGAACAUAGUUCUUAAUCUCUCAGAUCGUACCCCGACAGACUUAAUAAGCUCAUAUGCAACAGAAUAUAUACUGCGAUGCAAGUAUCCUCAAAAGAGGGAACUAGAUGUUUAUCAUCUGUUUUUCAAUCUUUUAAAUGUUAGAUCUUUGACCCUUUGCACUUUCUUCCUUCAGAUUAUCCAAAAUUGGGACGAUCCUAUGGCUUUGCACGAUCCAAUGAAAACUCGACAUUUGGUGCUGAGAACAAAUAUGCAACCAAGUGACUUCGGGGGACUUCAUAGAUUUCUUAAUAGCUGUCCGGAACUGGAAUCUCUCACUUUUGAUUUCGUGAGCGUUUGGUCGUCACUGCUGAUAGAUCCGGUAACGCAUUGGCUUACUAGCAAAUCGUACGAGUGUGUGGAGAAAACGCUCAAGGUUGUGAAGGUAAAGAACUUUUGUGGAAGCUCGAAAGAGUUACAUUUGCUUCAAUACCUGAUUCGUAAUGGGCGUGUGCUGGAACGAGUUGACCUGUACGAGGAAAAGGGAAUGAACCAUAAGCAGAAGACGUGGAUAAUGGCUGGAGUCAAGGAGCUUCAGAAGACUCUCAAGAAAGAUUCGAGUCAUUUAAAAAUUACUCUAUACAAUGCUUGAUUGAAGCAUUUUCUUGAUUUUCUGGUGAAAAGUAGACUCAUUGAGUGAUCUUUUCUGACUUUGUUUUAUUUCAUGUUAAUGGUCUGUAUUUCAGUGUUUUAUUUGGAUCAACUUCUUCAGUUGCUUAAGUUUAUCAUUUUCUUGUUUG
Molecule: messenger RNA, 1139 nt
Organism: Camelina sativa (false flax)
Lineage: Eukaryota; Viridiplantae; Streptophyta; Magnoliopsida; Brassicales; Brassicaceae
Product: putative F-box/LRR-repeat protein At5g54820
Molecular function (GO): protein binding
Source: RefSeq, a predicted model, not a curated record